This is a messenger RNA of Ananas comosus (pineapple), 2447 nucleotides long. RefSeq names its product 3-ketoacyl-CoA synthase 4. The record is from RefSeq and is a predicted model, not a curated record. Gene Ontology annotation, molecular function: acyltransferase activity, transferring groups other than amino-acyl groups. Lineage: Eukaryota; Viridiplantae; Streptophyta; Magnoliopsida; Poales; Bromeliaceae. Bases 384 to 1955 code for a protein of 523 amino acids. The transcript is spliced from 2 exons. Gene Ontology annotation, biological process: fatty acid biosynthetic process. Gene Ontology annotation, cellular component: membrane.
UCAGAACAAACAACUUCAAAUAUCUCGGGUAGACUUGGAGGUAACCCAACGGGAGCUCGCUCAACAGAAGGCUAACCCAUCUGGGCUGCGUUUUGGGUUUCUCUCGGAAACGGCGUAGGAUUUUCCUACUCACCACGAGGGACGACAGCCUGUUCGCAUUCGCAGAGACGUGUAGGGAAGCAACUCCGAAGCUUCAAGAGUCGCCCGGUUGACUCGUCUCUCGACAGCGAAAGAAGAGGGGAGGGGACUAUUUAUUUAUUUAGCGACAAUUUUCCUAACCCGCUCGGGGUUUUGAAUUUUUUUGGUUUGGUUUGGUUUGCUUCAGGUUUAUAAUCAUAAUAAUAAUAAUAAGGGAGGAGGAAGGAAGGAAGGAAGGAAGGAAGAUGAGCAGCGGGGGCGGGGACAGAGACGGAGACGGAGGAGGAGGCGGAGGAGGAGGGCAGUCUGCGCGGCGGGAGAUGUCGGCGAGCCGGCGGCUUCCGGACUUCUUGCAGAGCGUGAAUUUGAAGUACGUGAAGCUGGGGUACCACUACCUGAUAACGCACCUGCUGACGCUGACGCUGAUCCCGCUGAUGGUGGUGAUCGUGAUCGAGGCCGGGCGGACGGACCCGGACGAGCUGCGGCAGCUGUGGGUGCACCUGCAGUACAACCUGGUGAGCGUGCUGGCGCUGAUCGCGCUGCUGGUGUUCGGGUCGACGCUGUACAUGAUGACGCGGCCGCGGCCGGUGUACCUGGUGGACUACGCCUGCUACGUUCCCCCCAGGGAGCUGCAGGCGCCGUACCGGGCGUUCAUGGAGCACUCGGCGCUCUGCGGCUUCAGCGAUGCGGCGCUGGAGUUCCAGGGCAAGAUCCUGGAGCGCAGCGGGCUGGGCGAGGAGACGUACGUGCCCGCGGCGAUGCACUGCGUGCCGCCGCGGCCGUCGAUGGCGAACGCGCGCGCGGAGGCGGAGCAGGUGAUGUUCGGCGCGCUGGACAGCCUGUUCCGCGCGACGGGGAUCAAGCCCAAGGACGUGGGGGUGCUGGUGGUGAACUGCAGCCUCUUCAACCCGACGCCGUCGCUCUCGGCCAUGAUCGUGAACCGGUACCGGCUGCGGGGGAACAUCCGGAGCUACAACCUGGGCGGGAUGGGUUGCAGCGCGGGGGUCAUCGCCGUCGACCUCGCGCGCGACCUGCUGCAGGUGCACGGCGCCACCUACGCCGUCGUCGUCAGCUCGGAGAACAUCACGCUCAACUGGUACUUCGGCAACCGCAAGUCCAUGCUCAUCCCCAACUGCCUCUUCCGCAUGGGGGGUGCCGCCGUGCUGCUCUCCAACCGCGCCGCCGAGCGCCGGCGCGCCAAGUUCCGGCUGGUGCACGUGGUGCGCACCCACCGCGGCGCCGACGACACGGCCUUCCGGUGCGUGUACCAGGAGCAGGACGAGCAGGGCAAGGUGGGCGUCUCCCUCUCCAAGGACCUCAUGGCCAUCGCCGGCGGCGCCCUCAAGGCCAACAUCACCACCCUCGGGCCCCUCGUCCUCCCCGUCAGCGAGCAGCUCCUCUUCUUCGCCACCCUCGUCGCCAAGAAGCUCUUCAACGCCAAGAUCAAGCCCUACAUCCCCGACUUCAAGCUCGCCUUCGACCACUUCUGCAUCCACGCCGGCGGCCGCGCCGUCAUCGACGAGCUCGAGAAGAACCUCCAGCUCCGGCCCCUCCACGUCGAGGCCUCCCGCAUGACCCUCCACCGCUUCGGCAACACCUCCUCCAGCUCCAUCUGGUACGAGCUCGCCUACAUCGAGGCCAAGGGCCGCAUCCGCAAGGGCCACAAGAUCUGGCAGAUCGCCUUCGGCAGCGGAUUCAAGUGCAACAGCGCCGUCUGGCAGGCCCUCCGCAACGUCAAGCCCUCCCCCAACAACCCCUGGGACGACUGCAUCCACAGAUACCCUGUUCCGAUAGUUGAUGGAAUUCCGUCUCAGUAAGAUCGGAUCCCCCCUGGCGCCGCCCAAAAACCAAAAAACCAAAAAACCAAAAACCAAAAACCAGAAACCUCCUCCCCCCAAGCAAACAAAAAAGAGGAUGAGGAGGAAUUUAGGUCCAAUUUAUCGUCAACUGUGGAGAUCCGGUUAGUAGUAGGCUCUUUCCUUAAGGCCAUCAUCAAUCAAUUGGGGUGUUCGAGUUCCUGCACUCCUCCCUUUAUCUGAAUCUGUUUGCUUGCAUUUUAAAAUCAGCUGUCUGUUGUUGGUGUCACCUUGUUAUUCUUGUACUUUAUAGCGUGAAAAGUUUCAGGAAUAGAGUCGCUUAUGAAUCGUCGAGUAGGCCGUGUUUGAGUUUCUUAUCUCAGUUCUUGUCGAUACUAUUAGCUUACCCCAUACCCGUCUGCUGUAAUUUGCUGAAUUCUUUAACCAUCUUUUGUGGUUUGAUUACCAGGUGUAAUCUUAACUGAAUAAGAAUUCUUUCAGGAUUAUCUGAUC